CACUUUAGCCAUGGCUCCUUUGAUGAACGACGAUGGGCCGUCUAACGAGCCAGCAGCUUCCUCAGCAAAACCGCGGCUGCUCAUCAUCGGCGCAGGCAGCCGAGGAAAUGGCUACGCCAGAGCAGUCGUCGACUCCGGCCUGGGUGUCGUGGCGGCGGUAGCUGAGCCAGUUGAGUUCAAACGGAAACUCCUCGGAUCACGAUUCAUUUGGCCUGGUGCGGAUGCCACGCCGGAGCAAGAGUUCGCUGGCUGGAAACAGUACAUCAAGUACGAGCAAGAGCGACGGAAGGACGAGGCUGCUGGCGUUCCUGUGCCUCCUGGUGUUGAUGGAGUCUUCAUCUGUGUCCACGAUGAGCAUCAUAUUGAAGUCCUGACAGCGAUUGCACCUCUCGGCCUGCACGUUAUGGCUGAAAAGCCGCUGGCAACUACCUUGGCAGACUGUCUGAAGAUUGAAAGAUCGAUUCGGGCUGCAGAGGAACGCAUUUUCGCAAUUGGUCAUGUGCUGCGAUACAGCCCGCACAACAUGCUCCUCCGCCAUCUUGUUCGUGAGAAGCGGAUCAUUGGCGAUAUCUUGUCAAUCGAGCACACGGAGCCUGUUGGCUGGUGGCACUUCAGUCACUCGUACGUCCGGGGCCAUUGGCGCAAAGAAAAAACGACCGCUCCCAGUCUACUGACAAAAAGCUGUCAUGAUAUUGACUUCAUCCUGUGGAUGCUGUGUUCACCCCUUCCAGACAGCAAAGAGUCGACUCAUCUUCCAGCUCGAUUGAGCUCGUCUGGCUCGCUAAAGCAGUACAGGCGUUCACAGAAGCCAAAAGAGGCCGGCGAAGCUACGAAUUGUGUCUCAUGCCCGAUUCGAGAUACAUGCAAGUACUCUGCUGUUCGAAUCUAUCACGAUAGACACCUUGCUAAAGGCAAUGCGAAGUGGCCUGUAGAAAUUGCUAAUCCAGAAGUUGAACAUUUACUCACGACGAAAGGCGCCGAGAGCGCAAAGCAAGCUCUUUGGAAAACACUCAGAGAAGACUACGAUGCGAAAACCACACCUCUUGCAGAUAUUGAAGGCAGGUCCUGGUACGGCAGGUGCGUUUGGGAGAGUGAUAACGAUGUUUGCGAUGAUCAGUAUGUGACGAUCGAAUGGGACGACCACUCACCUGGUCUAGGAGCCAAGACAGCCUCUUUCCACAUGAUUGCUCAGUCUCUGGCUCAAUGCGAACGCAGAGGACGGAUUUACGGCACGUCUGGAGAGAUCGCGUACGACAGCAAAAGCAUCACGGUUCACGACUUUAAGAAUGAUACGACAGAAACGUUUAAUCCAGAAGUGCCGAAGAAUUCGCACCAUGGAGGUGGAGAUGACGGCCUGACGCAGCAGUUCUUGAAGGCCAUCAUCGCGACUAAUAGUGCAUCGAUGAGCGUCGCAGCAGCUCAGGUGGAGUACCUUGGCUGUACGAUGGAAGAAAUCAUACGUUCGCACGCGGCCGUCUUCGCGGCGGAAGAGGCCAGGAGAGAGCGUACAAUCAUCGAUUGGCAGCAGUGGUGGCAGCGGAACGUGGCGGGUACAGCAAACAGUAGUGCUUCUUGAAUCCGGGCACGGCGCACUUUCUCCUCACACGCAGGCACCGAUCAUUGUCAGGCAUACGGCAUUGGCGGCGCUGGCACCGACUACAUAUGACAUAAGUUGACCUCACUCGGAUCCUGGCACAGGCUAGCCAUUUUGGCACAAGCGCAGUGCUGCCGCGCGUGCUUUUCUCAACAUCACUUCGAUUCAGUCCGGCAUUACAUGUUGCUCCCGCAUGCACUGAACCAGUAGAGGAAUUGAAUGCGAAGCAUCGGUCCACCAAUUCUCCUUCGCGUCCGCGUGGGCGUCUUGCCGAACAGAACCGCAAUGCUGAGGAUGGAGAA
Molecule: messenger RNA, 1896 nt
Organism: Cercospora beticola
Lineage: Eukaryota; Fungi; Ascomycota; Dothideomycetes; Mycosphaerellales; Mycosphaerellaceae
Product: Gfo/Idh/MocA family protein
Molecular function (GO): nucleotide binding
Source: RefSeq, a predicted model, not a curated record